UCUCGGAGGGAGUGCUCAUGGCAAAGAUGGGCAUGGGCUUUCUUGGUAUAUAACGCCAUGGAUCGUCCACGUUUGAAGCGUUCCUGGAUUCUCCAAAGCACCUGUUCCCAUCCGGCAUUCUCUCCACAUACGCAUUCCAAGUUGCUCGCUUGUUUUUAGAUUUCUCCAUCCGAAUACACCCCUCAACACCAAAGAUAUCCACAUCGUCACACUCACGAUGCACACCUCACUUCUCUCCCUCAUGCUGGCCCCCUUGGCCCUCGCGAGCCCCAUCCUCUCCCGCACCGAUAAGCAGACCUGCUUCUCAACAACCUCGGCUGUAAAGUCAUGGGAGCUCAGAUCCUUCGACUUCCACGCCAACUACAUCUUCUCGACCCCAUCGCACCAGAACUCAUGGGGUUACGUCUCCUUUGUCCUAGAAAACGCCAGUCUCGGCACCAAGACAAAAUGCGAAGCCUCCAGCAGCAGCCUGAACGACUUUUUCUACGGCGAUGUUGACUACCAGUGUGAGGCGCCAGAGGGAGACGUUCCCGAGGGUGCGCCUAGGUUGUCGCAGACCACGUUCCGUUUCGACCGUCCCGGCGGAGAGGUCCAGGUCGCGCAGAGCUGGUAUUGCUUCGACGACCCGCAGUUCCCGUCGAGGAUCACGGCGAAGGGCGCAGAGCACGUCAAGCUCGACUGCGAGGAGACGUAUACCGAGAAUGGUAACUGGACCAUUGGAGAGAUCUACUCGCAGAGGGACAUCACCUGUGGCAUUGUUGACCUGACUGUGCCGGUGAAGGAGAUUGCAGCGGUAGCUUGA
Molecule: messenger RNA, 802 nt
Organism: Verticillium dahliae VdLs.17
Lineage: Eukaryota; Fungi; Ascomycota; Sordariomycetes; Glomerellales; Plectosphaerellaceae
Exons: 2
Coding region: 218-802 (194 amino acids)
Source: RefSeq, a predicted model, not a curated record